Ctenocephalides felis (cat flea) is the source of this 576-nucleotide messenger RNA. RefSeq lists its product as uncharacterized. The record is from RefSeq and is a predicted model, not a curated record. The coding region runs from base 1 to 576 and encodes 191 amino acids. The transcript has a single exon. Lineage: Eukaryota; Metazoa; Arthropoda; Insecta; Siphonaptera; Pulicidae.
AUGGAUCAUGGAAAUGGUAAACCAGACGAUGCAAACAUUUUCCUUAAGCCUUUUGUGGAAGAAAUGAAAGUGUUACAACAACAUGGCUUAAUUUGUCUCAAUAGAAAUUGUCAUGUUUAUAUAUCAAAAAUAAUCUGUAAUAGUCCUGCACGUGCGUUCAUUACAAAGACAACUAGGCACGCGGGUUAUGAAAGCUGCUCCAAAUGUAUUCAAAGAGAAGAGUUUUCACCCCAUGUCAUUUUAAAUAACACAUUUUCAGAUCUUGGAACAGAUAACUCUUUUCGCAUGAGGACAAACCCAGGGCAUCACACAGGUGACUCCGUUUUGGAGGAACUAAAUAUCGGAAUGGUAUCUCAAAUAGCACUCGACUAUAUGCAUAUUGUCUGCCUAUGUGUCACCAAGAGACUUUUAAGCCUCUGGGUAAAAGGAACGAGAGACGUCAAAUUAGAUGACAAAACCAGGGAUACAGUGAGCAAGUAUUUACUAACAUUUAAAGCUCACAUUUCAGCAGAAUUUUCGAGAUUACCCAGUGCGCUUAAAGACUACAUGAACUGGAAGGAAAGCCAAACUACAUAA